Molecule: messenger RNA, 1400 nt
Organism: Brassica oleracea var. oleracea
Lineage: Eukaryota; Viridiplantae; Streptophyta; Magnoliopsida; Brassicales; Brassicaceae
Product: inositol polyphosphate multikinase alpha
Exons: 2
Coding region: 322-1206 (294 amino acids)
Biological process (GO): inositol phosphate biosynthetic process
Cellular component (GO): cytoplasm; nucleus
Molecular function (GO): inositol-1,4,5-trisphosphate 3-kinase activity; inositol tetrakisphosphate kinase activity
Source: RefSeq, a predicted model, not a curated record
CUUUACUUGGUUUAACCACAAAUGUUCUUCCCUUACUGUUUUUACUUAAAUCCAUAAAGUUUGUUUGCGUUUGCGUUAGGAUCCUACCUUUUUGCUAAAAGUUCUUAGCUUUUUCUGCGUUUUUAGCAAUAGAUCCCCCGAAAAGUAACUUUUUAAUUGAUAGCUGGAUUCGUGGAAUUUUAUUAUUUAGGUUCUUUUUUUUUUGUUUCCUUCACUUUAUUUUCUCUUGUUCUUCAAGCGUUGAUGGAUUUUUUUCUCGUUUUUAUUAUUUAAUUUUUAUAAAAUGAGAAGAGAAUUGAAGAAGCCGAAUCUUAUUCAUCGAUGGGACUUGUGGUUUCAUCAUACUCUGUCAAGAUGCAUCUGAAGGCCCCUGAACACCAGGUUGCAGGACACAUUGCUAAAGAUGGGAAGCCCGGUCCCCUUGUCGACGACAAGGGCAGGUUCUUCAAGCCCCUCCAGGGGGAUUCUCGUGGCGAAAUCGAGGUGAAGUUCUACGAAUCUUUCUCCUCAAACACAGAGAUUCCAGAUCACAUCCGUAGAUACUUCCCUGUCUAUCACGGCACUCAAGCUGUCGAAGGCUCUGAUGGAGCAGCCAUGAUUGUCCUGGAGAAUCUUCUCUCCCAGUACUCUAAGCCAUCGGUGAUGGAUGUCAAGAUGGGCUCAAGAACAUGGUACCCUGAAGCAUCCGAAGAAUACAUCCAAAAAUGCUUAAGGAAAGACGCUAGGAGCACCACGGUCUCCUCCGGUUUCAGGAUCUCUGGCUUCGAGGUGUAUGACCACAAAGAGCUGAGUUUCUGGAAGCCAGACAGGAAGCUUCUGAACGGGAUCAAAGUCGACGGCGUGAGGUUGGCUCUUCGGAAGUUUGUAUCAUCCAACACACUCUCUGACACAAGUUCGAAGCCCGACUCUGCUUUUGCGUCAAGCGUCUACGGAGGUUCCAACGGGGUCUUGACGCAGCUGCUGGAGCUCAAGACCUGGUUUGAGAACCAGACGUUUUACCAUUUCAACUCGUGUUCGAUUCUGAUAAUCUAUGAGAACGAAUCCAUACACGAUGAUGGUGCUCGAGCACAAGUGAAGCUGGUGGAUUUCGCUCAUGUUCAUGAUGGUAACGGCGUCAUUGACCAUAACUUCUUGGGUGGGCUCUGCUCUUUCAUCAACUUCGUUCGUGAUAUUCUUCAGAGCUCAGAUGAGUCUACAGAUAACUGAAGAGUGUGCAUACGUGCCACUGAAGGGUAUUAGAUUUAAAGGUUUUUUUUUAUAUAUAUUAUUACUUUUGGGUUGGCUGAUUCAUUUUUGGAUUUGUAAUACCAUGUCUCCCUCGAAUAUUCUUGGUUAUCUAAAGAGUAUACAUACAUUAGUACUACUCUUUUAUCUUCAGUUCAUAUAUUCUAAGUUUUCAA